AAGCCAACCGCUGGCCUCCAACAAACACGUCGCGCCGUCCCUCUAGACUCGACUUCAAAAAGGCAGCAAUCUUUUGCAUCGCAUCAUUCCUUGUCAUCCUCAUCCCAUCUUCUUCUUACUUAUCACCAAGACGCGACUCUCUUCGGUAGCUACCAGAGACAGGACCAGCAGGAACACAUACACCAAACCGCAAAAAUGCGCGUCCUCGGGUCUCCCGUGCGGACAUCCGUCCUGGCGCUCGCCAUGGUCGCCAUGCAGGCCACUAUGGCAGAUGUCGCAUCAUCGCCACCGAUUCAGGCUUCUAUUCACGCCUCCUGGGCCGCAUCUCCCUUGCUUCUCGAGAUUUUGGAGGCCGUCGCGGUCGAAAACAAGACCUCGUACUUUCCGCUGAUGCGUCAACUGACAGAGUCCGAAUUCCUAGAGAGCGCUAAAUCACAGCAGGACCUCUACGAGAAAAGUCUGCAGAUCAUCCAGAGCCAGGGCCAUGUUCAGCCCCAAGCACUGUCGACCUUAAAGUGGUCGCUCGCCAUGCACACCACUGCUCCAUGGAUCCAGGCGCACUAUCAUCUGUAUAACUCCACGAUUGUCCCUGACAGGACCUCAAAGCAAGGAUUCAACCCGGACUGCGGUGCUUGGAUCGACUGGUACGAUCGCCAGAUCUGCACAGCGGCAGAGCUCGAAACCAUUGUUGCCGGAGGUUUGGACCAGUUCGCGAAAAAGUUGGACGCCAAGCCGACGACCAUGGAUCUGGAUCAUAUUCAGUCAUCACGGACUGACCCAGGGCUUUUCACUAUCCUCUACGCGGAUGUCUUUGACCCAGAAUUCUUAAAGUUCAGAACGUACCUCGACACUCUUUCUAAGGAGCAUGGUCUUCAGUACUCGAUUCGUUACCGACCUCCAACAACUCCAGAGAACAGGGCUCCGCUUACAUUGGCUGGAUACGGCAUCGAAUUAGCGCUCAAGAACACGGACUACAUCGUAAUCGAUGACCGAGAUCUCGGGCAAAGUGACGAUAGUGGUACUACUGGGCAGACGGUGUUCAAGACAGGAAAUGGUCAGGGGCUUUUUGGCGAUGAAGUGCCCUCAGUUGACCCAGUCAGCCAGGCGGAUCUCCCAGCUCUGGGCAUGUUGGCCGCUCAAUUCGUUCUUCAGUCCGAAGAUCCUCUAAAGACACUCGUAGCUGUUGUGCAGGACUUCCCGAAAUACCAGCGCAAGAUCUCCAAGCUUGAACUUAACGAGACUCUCAGGGAAGUCUUCCAGAGCAACAUGAUGUCGGUGACCCGCGGCGACCAGGCACGAGUAUGGCUGAACAACCAACCUGUCCCACACCAUAAGAUGAACCCAUUUAACCUGAUUCGCCUUCUUCGUCGCGAAAGAGAAACACUGUCCUCUCUUGCGACUAUCGGUGUAUCUAGCAAAAAAGCUGUCGAUCUUUUGACCGAUUUUGGCUCGCAGGACGAAUCGGAACCUGGAUCAGAUGCGCCCACCGGCGUCUUUGACGUGCGCGACAAGUCAAAAGAACAGAACCUGAUUGUUUGGUUGAAUGAUCUGGAGAGCGACAUCCGAUACCGGGACUGGAGUCCUAGUCUGAUUCGUAUUCUGCAACCGACUUUCGGACAGUUCCACCAGGUUCGCAGAAACAUGAUCAAUUCGCUCUUUGUGAUUGAUCUCAGCACUCCCCAAUCCCUUGAGCUGGUUUCAUUCGAACUGGCCAACUUUAUUCAACGGAUGAUCCCGUUCCGAUUCGGCGUUCUCCCGCUGGUCAGAAGCGAGGAUGGCGAAGAUGCGAGAAUGGCCAUGCUCUGGAGACAUGUUGUGAAUCGCCAUGGUAUCAGGGGAGGACUAGAUUUCUUGAAGAAGACGCUGAUCGACAUGGUUCAUGGAGGCCAGGAUAUCGCGUCUGCGUCUCGUAAGAACUUUGCGUCCACCAUGCAGUCGUCAAAGCUGAAGACGACUAAUACCCCCGAGAUGAAGUAUGAGGAAGUUAUUGCUCCAGACUCAGUUUAUCGUAGCUGGUUGAAAACUGUGCAAGCGAUGACUGACAAUAUUGGCGUCAAUGCUCCCUCGCACUUUAUCAACGGCAAAUAUUUUGCCUGGAAUGAGGAUCAUGGCCAGCAACUGAUGACGGAGACGCCCCGCCAAACCGCCUUCUUGGCUGCGCGCCUCACAAACGAAGAACUGACUGAGGACACUAAUAUCUACGAGUAUUUCCUCACUUUGCCAACGGUCCACACACGCCGCAACCCAUACAUUUUCAUCAGUGAGGAUUCGCCUAUCAAGAUUAUAGACCUUGUCCAGGGCCAAACACGCCCCUUUGUCGAUACUCUUUCGUUUAUAUCGGCUGGUGAUGAAGCAACUAUCGCAACCACGGUUCUUUUGGUCGCUGAUUUUGACAGCAAGAAUGGGGUGGAUAAUGCACUGGGAUCUUUGAAUGCCCUUGAAGCCAACCACGACAACGUUCGCGUGGCCUUUAUUCAGAAUGGAGAGUCCUUGAAGGAGUCAGGGCCGUCGCUCGGAAAUUUCGUCCGCCAGUCGUCUGUCGACGGAAAGACGCUAUCGAUUGGGUUCUGGAAGGAUCUUUUGCAGGGUAUUGCCGAUGGUAGCUCGUUCUUGGACAGCUUCCAGAAAUCCACUAGUCAGCAUCCCGAGGUGGCCAUGAUUGCCACAGAGGGAUCUAAAGGACGAGAGGAGGAAAGUAACCGUGCUAGACAUCAGUUUUUGAAGACUACCCUUAAAGCAAAGGAAGGCCAGGUUUUCAUCGUCGUGAAUGGCAGGGUAAUCGGCCCUAUUGAAGAAGCAUUCGACGCCGGCGACUUUAAGUUACUGGUCAACUACGAGAAAACUCUGCGGGUGGACAAGAUCAAGAGCCUGCUCGAGAAAGCGCAGAUCAAGACAAGCGCCAAUAAUAUUAUGAAGGUUUCUUCAAUUAUUCUUGGAGCGGCUCAGCAGGUUGACCAGGGACUCUACGAUAUCAACCAGGCCGAGAUCACCAGGGAGCGCAUUUUUGAAAGAUUGAACGACGACGAGGCUGGCUUCACUGUGAAUCCAAGAGUCUAUGCUGAAAAUGAUGAUGUUUUAUUCCACUUCACGGCUCUCCUGGAUCCAGCAAGCGAGCUAACGCAGCGCUGGGCAUCGAUCCUUCUCACGCUUUCGCAGUUGGAUAACGUCAAAGUCGACAUUGUCUUGCAACCUUCGCUCGAGCUCAAGGAGGCUCCUAUCAAGCGUUUCUACCGCUAUGUCGUAGAGUCUGAGCUGAGCUUUGAUGGCAACGGUGCUAUUACUCAGCCUACCGCUUAUUUUGCAGGACUUCCUGAACCCACACUCCUCACUUUGGGCAUGGAUGUCAAUCCAGCAUGGGUUGUCACCUCCAAGGUGUGCAUCCACGACCUCGACAAUCUCAAGCUGUCCAGUUUGACAGGAACAGCACGCAUGAUAGGAGUGCAGGCAGAAUUUGAACUACAGCAUGUCCUCAUCGAGGGCUUUGCUCGUGAUAUGACCCAAAAGAUGCCACCCAAGGGCGCGCAGUUUAUCCUCGGAACCAAAUCCGAGCCACACGUUGCAGAUACACUGGUGAUGGCUAACAUGGGCUACUUCCAGCUCAAGGCCAACCCUGGUGUGUGGGAGAUGGUCCUGAGACCUGGACGCACUUCUCAGGUGUACUCGAUCGAGAGUAUUGGUAGUGAGGGUUGGGUUACUGGAGGCAUCAAGAAUGAUAAGCGCGAUCUAGUGGUUGCGAACUUUGAGGGACUGGUGCUGUACCCAAGAUUGGUCCGUAAUCCUGGAAUGGAACGUGCCAAUAUUCAGGACGAGGCUACUCAGGAAGGAGGUGGCCUCUGGGAUUCGAUUAAGACGACUAUCAAGGGUUUCACCCAUAGUGGUGAUAAGGUUCCUGCCAAGAAGAAGGCCGAGAUCAACAUCUUUUCUGUUGCCUCUGGACAUUUGUAUGAGCGAUUCCUUUCAAUCAUGAUUCUGAGUGUCAUCAAGAACACUGACAGUCGUGUCAAGUUUUGGUUCAUUGAAAACUUCUUGUCGCCCUCGUUCAAGGACUUCAUUCCUCAUAUGGCAGAGGAGUAUGACUUUGACUAUGAGCUGGUCACCUACAACUGGCCACACUGGCUUCGUGCGCAGACUGAGAAGCAGCGAAUCAUUUGGGCGUACAAAAUUUUGUUCCUGGAUGUCCUGUUCCCCUUGGACCUUGAUAAAGUCAUCUUCGUCGAUGCAGACCAGAUUGUUCGCACUGAUAUGAAGGAGCUGGUUGAUCUGGACCUUCACGGUGCACCUUAUGGCUACACACCCAUGUGCAACGACCGCACAGAGAUGGAGGGAUUCCGAUUCUGGAACCAAGGCUACUGGAAAGACCACCUCGGCGAAAAACCCUAUCAUAUCUCGGCCUUGUAUGUGGUCGACUUGGUUAGAUUCCGUCAGAUGCAGGCAGGAGACCGUCUUCGAGGUCAUUAUCAGCAGCUGUCACGCGACCCUCAUUCGUUGGCCAAUCUGGACCAGGAUCUGCCCAACAAUAUGCAGAAUGAGGUGCCGAUUUUUUCGUUGCCCCAGGAGUGGCUCUGGUGCGAGACUUGGUGCGGUGAUGAGGGUCUGGCGAAAGCAAAGACCAUCGAUUUGUGCAAUAACCCAUUGACGAGGGAGCCCAAGCUGGAUCGUGCUAGGCGUCAGAUCAAGGAAUGGGAGAGUUUGGAUAACGAGGCGACCGAGUUUGCCAAAAAGGUCAAUGCCAGACUCAAAGCCGAACGCAGCCAGCAGCAGAAGCAGGGACAAAGGCACACUGAGGUGCAUGAACAAUCGCAAACCAAAACCACACACGACAGCCAUACCAAGAAGGAUGAGCUUUAGAGGCGAUGUAUUUACUUGAUGUGGUUCACACAAUAAACCGUGU
Gamsiella multidivaricata is the source of this 4891-nucleotide messenger RNA. RefSeq names its product UDP-glucose:glycoprotein glucosyltransferase-domain-containing protein. Bases 196 to 4848 code for a protein of 1550 amino acids. The record is from RefSeq and is a predicted model, not a curated record. Gene Ontology annotation, cellular component: endoplasmic reticulum. Gene Ontology annotation, molecular function: UDP-glucose:glycoprotein glucosyltransferase activity. The transcript has 15 exons. NCBI's taxonomy places the organism in Eukaryota, Fungi, Mortierellomycota, Mortierellomycetes, Mortierellales, Mortierellaceae.